Messenger RNA from Capronia coronata CBS 617.96, 2985 nucleotides. RefSeq lists its product as uncharacterized. The transcript has a single exon. Lineage: Eukaryota; Fungi; Ascomycota; Eurotiomycetes; Chaetothyriales; Herpotrichiellaceae. The record is from RefSeq and is a predicted model, not a curated record. The coding region runs from base 1 to 2985 and encodes 994 amino acids. Gene Ontology annotation, molecular function: phosphatidylinositol binding. Gene Ontology annotation, cellular component: intracellular membrane-bounded organelle.
AUGGAAGCGGAACCUGACCACGUCCAACUCGCCGAGAGUACAAAGGCGGUCUCGGAGAGCCUCCCUGAGCCAACUCCGCCGACCACAACCGCACCUACAGUCACCGCGUCCGGCGCGAUAGAUGCCACCCUUAGGUUUUUCGCCAAUGCAAGCAAUGAAACCCUGGGAGCAUGCGCCGUGGGCCUAUGUGCCUCUACCUACCUUGUUCUAGGCCGUGUCGGCCUCGUCCUGAUCGGCGCAGUCGGAGGAGUUGUCCUCCAUGCAACAUGGGAAAGCCAGUACAGCGGCGAACCCGACCCGGAAAAACGCGAUAGCAAUCGCCGGAGGAAAGAGCUGGGAAUAGAAGUUGCACACCGUGUUCUGGGAUGGCGGGAGGAGCAACGGACAAAGGAGGGAGAUGAAGCAGUCUCUGACGAUGCCAACAUCGAGGUUGAGUCGGCCUCCAAGGCAUUGGAUUAUUCCAACUUCGAGCCGGAAACCGGAGAAGCCCUGAACAACUUGACGGACGCGGUUGUAAGAAACUACGUGACCUGGUGGUACAGUCCCUUGCUUCCAAAGGAUCGGCAAUUCCCGGCGAGUUGUAAGCAGACCUUGACGGGUUUUAUUGUCUCUCUCUCAACCCACCUUUCUCGAAAACGACCGGCCGACCCCUUCCUUGAUUUCCUAUCGAAUUCCACCUCAAUCGUGAUCGUUUUCUUGAAUGAACUCGGCAACGCGUUGAAGGCUUCGCAAAACCAGGACGCCGAGACCGCUAUAAAUACAUACCUACGGUAUCAACCCGACAGCAACCUGGCCAACGUGCUGAGCAGAGAUCAACAGACACGCAAACUCAACCUUGUGGCCGAUGACAUCUUACAGAACUUUCUCGAGUCAAAGUCAUACAACUGUACUCCAGUCAGGACAUUCUUGCGCGAGGUUCUAGCUGGCCUGGUGCUCGAAACCACUAUCAACUCUUGCUCCAAGCCAGAAUGGAUCAAUGGCUGGAUUAUCUACCUGUUACAGGACGGAGAGCCUGAGAUCAUGAAUGCCAUCGAUGCCGGAGUCGAGAACAUGACUGAGGCUAUUUCGGAGACAAACCCAGAUGCGGUCACUCAGAAACGCCAUAGUAGGCGUGUCAGCCGGGCUGAGGAAGCCAUGCAAGAAGCAAUGAGAGAGGCGCAGAGACUGAAUGAAAUGAUUGCAGAAGACGAGGCCAGACGCAAGCGUGGCUUACUUGCGAGUGAGCUUGAGGAGACAGGUUCAGUGACCACAACAGACGCUGGGCUGGCUACCCCUACUUCUUCGGAUAGUGACCGAAAUAGACAUGGGGAGCAGUCUUUGGAAUCCUCGCUGAUUUUCGAUAUUGAUGGCAACGCGGUCCAUUCUAGCACUCCGAGUCCGAAAAAGGAGCCUACUCCGUUCACCAAUUUUGAUCAGCUGCCGGAAGCUGUUCUUACGCCGCCGCCACAGCCUGUGUCAAAUGCACCAGCUCCUGUGGAAGCGAUGGUCGCCGUACCGCUCACUCUACACAACGCCUCUCUGACGAUCAUUGAUCUGGGGGACAUUAGUGACAAGUCUACUUUCAGGCAAAAGCCCAACAGCGAGUACAUGCUACAGAUCGAGCCAGCUUCGCACCGGUUUCCAGGAUGGAUGGUCACGCGGAGAUAUGCCGAUUUUGAGCCUCUCCAUCAGACCCUAACCACCAUUGCUCGGCUUUCUGGCGUGCCCGAAUUUGGCCAGAAAUAUCCCUCCCUCCCUGGCUGGAAGGGCCAGACAAGUGCUUCUUUGUUGCAGAAUUUGGAAAAUUAUCUGCGCUUUUGUCUCAGGUUUGAACCUUUGGCUGAGACCGAGGCGAUGAAGAAAUUCCUGGACAAGGAGACUGGCCUCCAGAAGGCACCGGCGCAGACUAAAAAUGUUCUGAUUCAAGGUGGUGCCGCAUUAGAAAAUGUGGGCAAGAAUUUCAUCAAUGUCCUCGGCCAGGGCGGGAAAAACAUCGCCGGUGGCGGGAAGGCGGUGCUUGGAGGGGUGCAGGGUGUUUUCGGUGCUGUAACGACCGGCGUCGGGGGUGCACCAAAGAAAUCCAUGUCCGCUUCUCGUCCGUCACAGCAACUAUCAAGGACUGAUACCGCGUCAAGCACGCCGAGCUUUCGACAGAGUCAAGAGCUGCCCAGACACAGUACCGACAGCGUCGAUGUGAAGCCGCCGCCGCUGCCGAGUAGACACAAGCAGAGUCCUUCAAUUCCAGCUCGGGAACCGAGGAUUUCCUCCAGUUUAGACGAAUCUCUUCGUCCAUCGGAGGCGAUGCUAUCGAUGCCUCCACCACCAAGUGUCAUCUCUGACGACUAUCAGCCCAUCACGCUGCCAAAGCCUGAAACGCCUCCUCGGCCACGACAAGACACGAUUGUCGCGAACCCAUCCACGCCGGCGCAAACACUCAAGCCGGUGGAGAUGGAAACUCCCGCCCCCAGCAUGCCUCCCAAGCUUCCUCCGAGGAACGCCAGACAUAAUGCACCUCUUUCCGACGAAGAGACGCGCAUUUUGAUCGAGUUGUUCUUUGCAGUACUGACCGAACUGUACUCACUGUCGGGCGCAUGGUCGAUUCGAUUGUCGCUUUUGGGUGCCGCUAGGACGUUCCUUCUGCGUCCCAACAAUCCACAACUGGAUUCGAUCCGGACUCUGCUGCAGGAGGGUGUGAUUGAGGCCAACUUCUCCGACAAGGGACGGGCAGCGCACAUCAACAAGCUCCGAGAGAAUGUGUUGCCGACAGAAGAAGAGCGGGCAAAGUGGCCGAAGGAGAUGUCGGCGGAAGACAAGGAGAAUCUCCGAGUCAAGGCACGCAAGAUGCUGAUUGAACGAGGUAUGCCACAGGCCCUGACCAGCGUGAUGGGAGCGGCUGCCAGUGGAGAGGCUCUUGGCAAAGUGUUCGACUGUCUUCAACUUGAGCCUGUGGCGAGAGGCUUAAUUUUUGCGCUGCUCUUGCAGGCCAUUCGAGCCGCCACGCAGUGA